This is a messenger RNA of Umbelopsis ramanniana AG, 1824 nucleotides long. RefSeq lists its product as uncharacterized. Gene Ontology annotation, molecular function: transmembrane transporter activity. Gene Ontology annotation, cellular component: membrane. The record is from RefSeq and is a predicted model, not a curated record. The transcript has 8 exons. NCBI's taxonomy places the organism in Eukaryota, Fungi, Mucoromycota, Umbelopsidomycetes, Umbelopsidales, Umbelopsidaceae. Gene Ontology annotation, biological process: transmembrane transport. The coding region runs from base 152 to 1705 and encodes 517 amino acids.
CCGUAAAGUAAGCACAUGACCCUCAGUUGCCUCAUUGAGCAACGUGAGAGAUGAUAUCCUCCUGCAAGGAUUGAAAGGGUUUAUAACCUAGCAGUAUCGGUAGCGCGCUCGUUAUCUUGCAGUUUCUUCUCUCUCACAUUAUCAAUCCAAUAUGGACGAGAAAACCGCUAAUGAGGGUACCCAGCAAAAGACAACUGACGCACCUACAAACGUCGAUGUUGAGCACAUAGAAAGCAAUGAGUUGGACUAUGAUGCUCAAAGGUUACACGAUCUUGGAUAUAAGCAAGAGUUCAAAAGAUCUCUGGAUAUGUUCGUACAAUUCGGCUUUGCCUUCUCUACCAUGGCUGUAUUGCCUAGUUGGAGUGUUGGAUUUGGACCAUCUUUAAACAGUGGAGGCCCGGUAGCUUUGUUCUUUGGUUGGAUUAUUGUUGCGACAUUUGUCAGUCUUAUUGGAUUGGGAAUGGCUGAGAUUGUGUCUGCGAUGCCAACGGCUGGUGGUGUAUAUUAUUGGUGCUUCAGACUUGCCGAUAAAAAUUGGGGUCCUUUUGCUGCCUGGAUGGCGGGAUAUACCUACUUGGUCGGUUUGCUUGCUGUCAACAUGACAUUGGCAUAUGGAGGAGCACAAUUUAUCCUCGGUAUGGUAGCCAUGGGCGAGGGAACUUAUCCUCAAGGCGCUUAUGUUGGAAUCUACGUCGGACUUCUCGUCCUGGCAGCUCUUGUCAACUUGUUGGGCACAGGGGCCACUGGUAUCAUUAACAAGUUUAUUGUUGCUUGGGCUUUGAUUGGAACUGUUAUCAUUGUGGUUGCCAUGCCAGCCAUGGCACCUACCCAUCAGCCUGCACAAUGGGUGUUCACAGAGUUCAUCAACAACACUGGUUAUACUAACGCUGGUAUCGUAUUCUUUCUCGGAAUGUUGCAAGCUGGUUGGACUUUGAUUGGUUACGAAACAUCUGCACAAAUUGUUGAAGAGACUUACCGUGCAGAUAUUGCUGCUCCCAGAGGCAUUAUUGUGUCCAUCGUUGGCGCAUGGAUUCAAGGUCUUGUCCUUAUCUUGGCUGUCUUGUUCUCCAUUCAAGAUGUCGAUGAUAUCAUGUCAUCCACUGUUCCCAUUGCCAGACUAUUUUACACUACAACCAAUAACAACGGCUUGACUAUUUUCUUCCUUCUCAUUCUAUUGGGAGCUCAGCUUGGAUCUUUGUUCAACUCAAUUUUGGCUUGUGCGCAUUUGAUUUGGGCUAUGGCUCGUGAUGGCUGCUUGCCAUAUUCAAAGUUCUUCUACAAGCUGAGUGACAAAACCCAUGCCCCUGUUCGGGCUAUCUGGUUGCAAUUGGUCAUCUGUAUUGCCAUUAUUAUGCCGUCUUUUGGAAGCACCGUCUUUUGGCAAGCUAUUAUGUCGACUGCUGUUAUUGCUGUCAACAUCUCCUACGGUCUUCCAUUUUUCUGUCGCUUGGUCUUCACAAGAAACACCAUGGAAAAGGGUCCAUUCAAUCUCGGAAAGUACAGUCUUCCCAUCAACGUCGUCUCAUUGAUUUGGAUCUCUUUCUUUGCCGUUAUUUUGUGUUUCCCAGCUGUUUCUCCCGUUUCUCCAGUCAGCAUGAACUACGCUAGUUUGAUGAUUGGCGCCGUCUUACUCUUUGCACUUUUCUUCUGGAUUGUCUCUGGCAGACAUUUCUACAAGGGACCAAUGCAAAAUGCCGAUAACUAGUCGUGCACCUUACACCCUGAUCUAUCUUGAGAUGAAAUUGUACUUUUAAUACUACUUUCUGUCAACUCACGGAAUGAUUUUCAAGGAACUAAAAUUAAAAUGUUUAAUAGUAUCUUACA